Penaeus monodon (black tiger shrimp) is the source of this 419-nucleotide messenger RNA. RefSeq lists its product as uncharacterized. The coding region runs from base 60 to 419 and encodes 119 amino acids. Lineage: Eukaryota; Metazoa; Arthropoda; Malacostraca; Decapoda; Penaeidae. The record is from RefSeq and is a predicted model, not a curated record. The transcript has 3 exons.
UAAACCAAAAAAAUUAAACCAAAGGAGAAAAAAUAGAAACUUCAUAAAACAAAAUAAAAAUGUGGUCAGACAACUCCCACGGCCAGAGCUUCGUGCAAGGGCAACAAGCUUUCAUUGCAGGCAAGGCAUUCACUCACGGAAAGAACUUUCAACACUCACCCGCCCUGGAUCGCCUCUGUUUACACUCCAGGCUGGGUUGCGUUCUGGCAGGUGGAUUCCAUGGCAAGACAGAAGCAGGUUUCCUCGCGCAGGUUCAGGAAGCGGCCAGUGUUCCUUCUGCAAGUGAAGUGUCGGCAGAAGCAGCUGUUUUUGUGGCGGUCGUCCUCGACCCGAAGGACGGCUCGGUGAAGACCCAGCACGCGCCCAAGAAGAAGAAGGAGCCGCCCACGGCCUCGCUGCAGGGGGCGGAGAACGUGUAA